Molecule: messenger RNA, 1310 nt
Organism: Cuscuta campestris
Lineage: Eukaryota; Viridiplantae; Streptophyta; Magnoliopsida; Solanales; Convolvulaceae
Source: the annotation of a GenBank genome assembly
AUUUACUCCAAAUUAAAAUGUUUUAUGGAACAAUCAAAAAAUUUCCUCUUAUCCUUGUUUUUGCCCCCUUUGGGAUUCAGGUUGGCGGCCCUUUUCGGCUGACCAAAUAGCCCCCUUAAUCGGGUCAAAUUUGUUCGAGUUUAACAGCGCCAGGGCCAUCCAAAGCUCUUUGCAGUCUGCACAUCUUCUCCCCCUGCACCUUCCGGUUGGAAACCACGACGACGACGUUGAGCAGCAAGAGUUCAGGAUCCCGGCGUUUCGAAAAAUCCGAUCCGGGAGGUGCCCCGAUCGUCCGUCGAGUCUCGGAGAUCCGGGAGAGAAACUGUCAGUGAGACGAUUUGGGGGUAUUUUGCCAGCGGUGGUUGGGUGUUAAGCGGCAAGCGAGGAUGAGUGUGAGCCGCGCGUCGGUGCAUCCGGUCGAAACUCCGCCGCUUCAGACGGAGGCCGCGAACGUCCCUAGAGUUAGGAUGAAGGACAUCCAGGGCAUGCCUGGCACGAUCAGCAGCCUCUUCCUGCGUUUCGCUCAAUUCGUCUUCGCCUCUAUUGCUCUCUCCGUCAUGGCGUCCACCAGCGAUUUCUCUUCCGUCACUGCUUUCUGUUACUUUGUUGCUGCUGCUGGGCUACAAAUCUUGUGGAGCUUUUCACUAGGAAUUCUUGAUAUUUAUGCUCUUCUUGUGGGGCGCAGUUUACAAAAUCAGCGCAUUGUUAGCUUUUUUUCAAUUGGUGAUGGGGUCACUUCUACCCUAAUGUUCGCCGCAGCUUGUGCUUCAGCAGGCAUCACUGUGCUCAUCGGAAAUGACCUCGGAGUAUGUGCCCAAAAUCACUGCACGGAGUUUGAGACUGCUACAACAAUGUCUUUCCUUACCUGGUUUGCAUCUAUUCCGUCUUUCGUUCUAAACUUUUGGUCUCUGUCAUCCCAAUGCAGAUGUGUGCCAGCCUAAUGCAUUACACAUAGGAACCAGGCAAAAUAUAUACUUUUUGCUAAAAAUGCACACCCCAUUUACACCACCCAAAAUUUUUGAACUACACAAACUUAUGUCUGAUUGUGGACAAGUUUUGCGUGGAAGUGUAUACAAAUUUGUCGUCUCUAUAGUUCAAAUAUCAAAACUAGAGUGUUGUGUAAGAGUGGUGUACAUAAUAAUAGUCGUGUAUAUACAAAUAAAUGUUAUAUAACCAAACUCGGUUUCUUUUUUCGUCAAAGACCACACGGUUUCUAAAGGUUAUCGUAAAUGUACAAUGUUUAGUUUCUUUUUGAACUACACUACACUGCCGGUCUCGUUGACUCAUAUUUUUGGGACAUGGGAUCCCCU